Molecule: messenger RNA, 1270 nt
Organism: Cicer arietinum (chickpea)
Lineage: Eukaryota; Viridiplantae; Streptophyta; Magnoliopsida; Fabales; Fabaceae
Product: adenylate kinase 1, chloroplastic
Biological process (GO): nucleobase-containing compound metabolic process
Molecular function (GO): AMP kinase activity; ATP binding
Source: RefSeq, a predicted model, not a curated record
GUGAUCUGUUAAGUGGGGCAAUUAGGUAUAGACAUAGUAAUAAUACUUGUGCCUCCAUCUUCUUCUCUCUUCUCACUUUACAUCUGCGAUUUCAAUGGCGGCUAUAACCCGCCUCCUUAAACGCACACCAUCCUUCUAUUCCUUCGCGCGUGGAUUCUCCUCCACGAACUCUCACGCUCCUUCCCGUGAAAAUAGGAAUAUUCAAUGGGUCUUCUUGGGCUGUCCUGGCGUCGGCAAAGGCACCUACGCUAGCCGUCUCUGUAACCUCCUCGGAGUUCCUCACAUCGCCACCGGUGAUCUCGUUCGCCACGAGCUCGCCUCUAAUGGCCCCCUUUCUUCACAGCUAUCAGAAAUUGUAAAUCAAGGUAAAUUAGUAUCGGAUGAAAUUAUUAUGAAUUUGUUGUCAAAGAGACUGGCCGAUGGAGAAGCCAAAGGCGAAUCUGGUUUUAUUCUUGAUGGUUUCCCUAGAACAAUAAAUCAAGCAGAAAUAUUGGAAGGGGUGGCCGACAUUGACUUAGUGGUCAAUCUGAAGCUCCAGGAAGAAGCACUGCUUGCAAAAUGCCUCGGCAGGAGAACUUGCAGUCAGUGUGGAGGAAAUUUUAAUGUUGCCUCCAUUAACAUCAAGGGUGAGAAUGGGUGCCCUGGAAUGAGUAUGGCUCCACUACUUCCUCCUCAGCAUUGUAUGUCUAAGCUCAUUACUCGUUCUGAUGAUACUGAACCAGUAGUCAAAGAAAGGCUUCGUAUAUACAAUGAAUUGAGUCAACCUGUGGAAGGGUUUUACCGUAGUAGAGGAAAACUAUUGGAGUUUGAGCUGCCUGGAGGAAUCCCAGAAUCUUGGCCAAAAUUGCUUCAAGCUCUUAAUCUAGAUGAUUAUGAAGAGAAGCAAUCUGCUGCAGCAUAAUAUUUAAAAGUGUACCAUACUAUUAACUAUUUCAUUCUUUGCAUGCAUAUACUGCAUGCUAUGCAAUUUUGCAGGAAAUAGAACCUACGGAGGUGUAUUUCUUGAAUAAUGAUAUCAGGAAGUGUCAUAAUCUGAUUAAACUUAUACCCUAUUUGGAUUUCCAUUUUAUUUAUUUAAGUUGUAUACUACAAUCUUUUUUUAGUUGUCGGGAACAUAGUUUCUGACUUGCAUUGCAUAGAUGUUUGUUUACUGUCUAGCAAUAAUUUUCUACAGGAUUGACACAUGAUUACUGCGUUGUAACUUAAAUUUGUUGAACUAAUAUUAUGUAUUAUUAAUCAAGGGUUUCACUGAAGGCUUUUACUGGUGUAA